This is a messenger RNA of Mustela erminea (ermine), 2932 nucleotides long. It is a transcript of the gene EVX2, whose product is annotated as even-skipped homeobox 2. Gene Ontology annotation, cellular component: nucleus. Gene Ontology annotation, biological process: regulation of transcription by RNA polymerase II. The transcript is spliced from 4 exons. Gene Ontology annotation, molecular function: RNA polymerase II cis-regulatory region sequence-specific DNA binding; DNA-binding transcription factor activity, RNA polymerase II-specific. The coding region runs from base 895 to 2319 and encodes 474 amino acids. The record is from RefSeq and is a predicted model, not a curated record. Lineage: Eukaryota; Metazoa; Chordata; Mammalia; Carnivora; Mustelidae.
CACCCCAACGUGCUGGGUGUGGCGGCAGGGAGGAAGGGGGGCUGGGUUGGGGUCUGAGUUGGCGCUGAGGGGAGGAUGCAGGACCCGCGCCCAGCGCCCAGAUUGCCAGGGUCUCUCGGCCUCUUCGGAAGCUCGAAGGCCGACCUCCGUGUCCCGUCCAUAUCUUAUCGUGUCCCUGCCUGUGACCAGGGAUCUCUCCUAUUUUGCUGCUGGCUGGCGGACCCGCACAGUGCUUCGGGGGCCCGGACAGGGUGGGGCGCAAGCGCGGGAGGAGAUGUGCAACGGCCUUGAGUGAAGAUUGAUCUUUGUUAAAAUGGUUGCCACCGGCGUCAUUAUGACCAUCAAAGUUAUCGCCAAGAGGCUCAGCCUCCAAGCUCAGGCCGCAGGAAGCAGCAGCAAGGCUGGUACGCGACUCUCCGCGCCCAGACUCAGCACCGGGCAUACUCAGGGCCACAGGCCAAACCCCCGGGCGAACAGAACCGGCUCUGAGCGGGCAAAGGACCGGAGCCUUCCUCCUCACUUCUUGUCUCUUCUCGCCUCCUACCUGGAUCUAUUUGUCUGCUCCGAAGCCGCCUUCAUUACCCACUGACAGGAGCGUGUAUUUAUUUGCUUAUAAACCUGUUACAAUAAAUGAUUAUUCGAACGGCGUCAUUCGUACCUUAAUGACGAGCGAGCGCUACUUUUUGAUGAAUGACAUCUCGGGCUCGGAAGGAUGUAUGGGUCAUUUUGACCAGUCAUUCCCUCGCUCUGGCAUCCCACAAUUUUUCCGCCUCCCUCCAAAAGAGAUAAUAAUAUUUAGAGGCGCUCGCUGGGGCUGAAUGAGAAUUAGCCCUAGGCGCAGCCCAUCAUUAGGACGGGACAGCGGGCCACUGUGACAUUUUUUAGAAAGCUGAGAUGAUGGAAAGAAUAAGAAAAGAGAUGAUUCUGAUGGAGAGAGGGCUGCACAGCCCCACGGCCGGCAAGCGGUUCUCCAAUUUGUCCGAUUCAGCUGGCAAUGCUGUGCUCGAGGCCCUGGAAAAUUCGCAGCACCCGGCUCGCCUCAGCCCGCGCCUGCCGUCCGCCCCCCUGCACAGCGCUCUGGGAGACCUCCCUGCCAAGGGCAAAUUCGAAAUAGACACUUUGUUCAACCUGCAGCACCCGGGCAGCGAAAGCACCGUCUCCUCCGAAAUCGCCUCCGCAGCCGAAGGCCGUAAAAAGCCGGGUCAUUAUUCAGAGGCCGCCGCCGAGGCGGACAUGAGCAGCGACGUGGAGGUGGGCUGCUCCGCGCUGCGCUCCCCUGGCGGUCUCGCCGCCGCGCCGCUCAAGGAAAACAAUGGCAAAGGGUACGCGGAGAGCGGCUCUGCCGCCGGCACCACGACGUCUGCGUCGGGCUCUGGCCUUGGCAGCCUGCAUGGAGGUGGCGGCAGCGGCGGUGGCGGGGGCGCGGCGCUGGGCGGCUCCGGCUCCGGCGCGGAUCAGGUGCGGCGCUACCGCACGGCGUUCACCCGCGAACAGAUCGCGCGCUUGGAGAAGGAGUUCUACAGGGAGAACUAUGUGUCUCGGCCCCGCCGGUGUGAGCUAGCCGCGGCGCUCAACCUGCCGGAAACCACCAUCAAGGUAUGGUUCCAGAACCGGCGCAUGAAGGACAAGCGGCAGCGCCUGGCAAUGUCGUGGCCGCACCCCGCCGACCCCAGCUUCUACACCUACAUGAUGACGCACGCGGCCGCCACCGGAAGCCUGCCCUACCCCUUCCACUCGCACGUGCCGCUGCACUACUACCCGCACGUGGGUGUCACGGCUGCGGCCGCGGCGGCCGCGGCCUCCGGCGCGGCGGCCGCGGCCUCGUCGCCCUUCGCCACGUCCAUCCGUCCGCUGGACACCUUCCGUGCCCUGUCGCACCCUUACUCGAGGCCGGAGCUGUUGUGUAGCUUCCGCCACCCGGGCCUCUACCAGACGCCAGCGGCCGCCGCGGGGCUCAACAGUGCGGCCUCCGCAGCGGCGGCUGCGGCGGCUGCUGCGGCUGCAGCCUCCUCGGCCGCGGCGGCUGGGGCGCCCCCCAGCGGCGGCUCCGCGCCCUGCUCGUGCCUCAGUUGCCACAGCAGUCAAUCCGCCGCGGCGGCCGCAGCAGCCGCCGCCGCGGCCCUGGGCUCCCGAGGCGGUGGCGGCGGCGGCGGGGGUGGAGGCGGAGGCGGCGCGGGGGCCGCUGGGGGCUCGGACUUCGGCUGCAGCGCAGCGGCGCCUCGCUCCGAGAGCGGCUUCCUGCCCUACUCAGCGGCUGUGCUUAGCAAGACCGCCGUGAGCCCGCCGGACCAGAGAGACGAGGCGCCGCUCACUAGAUAACUACGUCGCCGCCGCCAGGGGGCUGUGCCCGCCACUCUGAGCGUGCCCAGGAGUCCCCUGAGCGCCCCCCGCGCCCUCCGUGCGCCCACGUGCCCUCUGCGCUCUGCCCGCUGCUAACGCUGCCGCCAGGGGGCGCCCUGGCGCGGGAGGCCGAAGGGAAGAUGCCCCGACCGAAUUGGGGGAAAAGAGCCGCGCGAAAACCCCGCGGGUGUACCCCCAAAUUUCUAUUUUUGUAUUUGCUACCCAGCCGCUUCCUCGUGUUUCCCACGGUCCGUGCCCCGUUUCCCGCCUCUGUCCGGAGCUCUUGGGUCUUCCCGAAGACAAUCCCCUUGCCCUCAAGCUAGUCCUCUCGGGUACGGCGUCCUGACCGUAAGCCCUCAGGCCCAGGUUACUCUCCUGAACCACGUGGCCAGAAGCAAUGGAGAAUCACAACAAAGAGAGGGGAACGGUGGGCCCUAGCGCCUUGUGCCGGGGGUGGGGGUGGGGCAGUCACUCCCGAGGUUCUUGCUGCUCUUCUUCUUCCAGUCUUUCUUUUCUUUAAACGAGGGUGAGGGGAGGUGGCAAUCCCCCCCCACCCCUCCUGAGCUUGUUAGGGGUCCCGUGCACGGAGAGC